AGCGCAGAGCGGCUGUGGGUGAUGAGGAGAUUAUCUCCUUUAGUCUCUCAGUAUUAACGCGACCCGGACUGGGACCGGUCUGGGACUCAACAUGGGGAACUCAGACACCAAACUCCACUUCAGGAAGGCUGUGAUCCAGCUCACCACCAAGACCCAGCCUGUCGAGGCGUCAGACGAUCUGUUCUGGGAUCAGUUCUGGGCCGACAGCUCCACCACGGUGCAGGACGUCUUCGCUCUGGUGCCGGCGGCCGAGAUCAGAGCCGUCCGGGAGGAGUCCCCCUCCAACCUGGCAACCCUCUGCUACAAGGCGGUGGAGCGUCUGGUGCAGGCUGCAGACUCCGGCUGCCCCUCAGAUAAAGAGCGUCAGAUCGUGCUGAACUGCUCCCGGCUGCUGACUCGGGUCCUGCCCUACAUCUUCGAGGACGCAGACUGGAGAGGAUUCUUCUGGUCCACGGUGCCCGGGGCCGGCAGGGCGGGGCAUGUGGACGAGGACGGCGAGGACGAGUCCCGUCCUCUGGCUGAGUCUCUGCUGCUGGCUGUAGCUGACCUUCUCUUCUGUCCAGACUUCACGGCUCAGAGCCACAAGAAGAGCAGCAGCCCGGACACGGCGGAGGACCUGCGCUCCAUCGACAGCUGUGAGUACAUCUGGGAGGCCGGAGUCGGCUUCGCUCAGUCUCCUCCACUCAACUACGCCCAUGACCUCAACAGGACGGAGCUGCUGAAGCUGCUGCUCACCUGUUUCUCUGAGGCCAUGUACCUCCCUCCAUCCUCCGACAGCAAGAACCUCAACCCCUGGGUCUCCUUCUUCUGCUCCACAGAGAACAGACACGCGCUGCCUCUGUUCACCUCGCUGCUGAACGUGGUGUGUGCGUACGACCCGGUGGGCUACGGCUUCCCCUACAACCACCUGCUGUUCUCGGACCAGCGGGAGCAGCUGGUGGAGCAGGCGCUGCAGAUCCUUAUCGUCAGCCUGGAGCACGAGGGGGGGUCUGCAGCCAGCGCCGCCCUGCAGGCCCUGGACCCCUCGGGACCGGCCUCGGCCCUGGAGGAGCAGGAGCCGUCCGGACCUGAAAACCUGUUUGUGAAUUAUCUCUCCAGGAUACACAGAGAAGAGGACUUGAGCUUCGUGCUGAAAGGUCUGGGGCGGCUCAUGAACAACCCUCUGGUCCAGACCUACCUGCCCCGCUCCGCCAAGAAGAUCCAGUUCGACCAGGAGCUGCUGAUCCUCUUCUGGAAGUUCUGCGACUUCAACAAGAAGUUCCUGUUCUUCGUGCUGAAGAGCAGCGACGUGCUGGACGUGCUGGUUCCCAUCCUGUUCAGCCUCAACGAUGCCCGAGCAGACCAGUCUCGUGUGGGUCUCAUGCACAUCGGUGUGUUCAUCCUGCUGCUGCUGAGCGGAGAGAGGAACUUCGGCGUCCGUAUGAACAAGCCGUACACGCUGCGCGUCCCCAUGGACAUCCCCGUGUUCACCGGGACGCACGCCGACCUGCUCAUCGUGAUCUUCCAUAAGAUCGUGACCAGUGGACACCAGCGGCUGCAGCCUCUGUUCGACUGUCUGCUCACCAUCAUAGUGAACAUCUCUCCGUACCUGAAGAGUCUGUCCAUGGUGGCAGCCAGUAAGCUGCUCCACCUGCUGGAGGCCUUCUCCACGCCCUGGUUCCUCUUCUCCAUCCCCCAGAACCACCACCUGGUCUUCUUCCUGCUGGAGGUCUUCAACAACAUCAUCCAGUACCAGUUUGAUGGGAACUGUAACCUGAUCUACGCCAUCAUCAGGAAGAGGAACGUCUUCCACCAGCUGGCCAACCUGCCGUCGGACACCGCCUCCAUCCAGAGAGCGCUGCAGAGGAAGAAGAGGUCCGGCAUCUCCAGGACCAGCUCCAUAGACACCCAGUCCAUGGAGGGCUCCAGACCUGCUGUCCCUGCUGAGCCCGGGACCCUGAAGACCAGCCUGGAGGCCACGCCAGGGAUCGAUAAGAUCACAGAGAAGUCCCAGGUGAGUGUGGACGGCACCAUGGUGACUGUUCCUCACUCUGACUCUCCUCAGACAGCAGCAGAGAACGGAGCCGGAGCCAGCGACACCGAGUCCAACUCAGAGAGAGACACAGAGGUGAUCCACACAGAGUCGGAGCCAGCAAGGAGUCGUCUGUCCAGUGAGUCUGGAGCUGCUGCAGCCUGGAGCCCAAACACAGACUGGGUAGAGUCAUGGAAGGUGAAGCUCCCUCUGCAGACCAUCAUGCGGCUGCUGCAGGUUCUGGUUCCUCAGGUGGAGAAGAUCUGCAUCGACAAGGGUUUGACGGACGAGUCAGAGAUCCUGAAGUUCCUGCAGCACGGCACGCUGGUGGGCCUGCUGCCCGUCCCCCAUCCCAUCCUCAUCAGGAAGUACCAGGCCAACGCUGGCACCGCCAUGUGGUUCCGCACCUACAUGUGGGGCGUCAUCUACCUACGGAACGUGGAUCCUCCGAUCUGGUACGACACGGACAUCCGGCUCUUUGAGAUCCAGAGGAUUUAGAGAGACACUCUGCAGGUUUUAUAUCUCUUCUCAGCUGAACACGGACCAGAUGAACAUUUCUCAGCUCUCUGCUGUCAGCUGGACACAACAAGCAACAAAAAUAUAUUUUAUUUCAACCUUUCAAUCUGCCAACUUCCAGGAUUCAGAAGUCUGAAUGUGUCAAACAUCAGUUAUUGUGUCUCACAUGCAGCCAAACGGUCAUUAAAUCUGACAUAAUCAUGAAA
This is a messenger RNA of Centropristis striata (black sea bass), 2733 nucleotides long. Its product is annotated as protein HID1-like. Gene Ontology annotation, cellular component: membrane; Golgi trans cisterna; Golgi medial cisterna. The coding region runs from base 92 to 2509 and encodes 805 amino acids. The transcript has 19 exons. The record is from RefSeq and is a predicted model, not a curated record. Lineage: Eukaryota; Metazoa; Chordata; Actinopteri; Perciformes; Serranidae.